AUGGAGUACCAGCACCCGCAGCCCGUCCAGCCGCUCGGCCCGCCGGCGCCGCCCCCGCAGCUGCUGCCGCCGGCGCCGCCGCCGCCGCUGCCCUCGCUGCCGCAGCUGCAGCACGGCCACGUCCAGGACGAUGAUCGCUGGAGUCAGUACCACAUUUGGAGGCAGCACGUUUUUGUCAAUGGUCAGUUUCGGGAUCGAACGCUCCUCGUUUACCCGUUCUUUGUAUUAUAUUUUUUGCGCGCCUCCGUCUCGACUCCGACCUGGGCUCAGCUCGAGCUCGACACCUGA
Messenger RNA from Danaus chrysippus (African queen), 288 nucleotides. The record is from the annotation of a GenBank genome assembly. NCBI's taxonomy places the organism in Eukaryota, Metazoa, Arthropoda, Insecta, Lepidoptera, Nymphalidae.